AUGGCGCGUAAUAAACCUAAUCAAAUAAUUAGCGAUUUUAUUGAAAUGUAUCGAUCGGAACCUUGUCUUUGGCAAGUAAAGAGUCAUGAUUAUCAUGACCGUAUGAAAAGAGAUGAUGCAUAUACCAAAUUAGCAAAAAAAGUGGACGAAAUUGAACCUGGUGCUACGAAGAAAUCUGUUAUUAAUAAAGUGAACAGUUUGAGAUCUGCUUUUCGCAAAGAGAAAAAGAAAGUUGAAGCGUCAAAGAAGUCUGGAUCAUCAGCGGAUAGCAUUUACAAGCAGGCACUCUGGUAUUACGACUUGUUUGAUUUCUUUCAAGACCAAGACACUCCGAAGACAUCAAUUUCAAAUCUGGACAGUGAAGGUGAGGAGGAAUCCAUCGAUAAUUCACUACCAGUAGAAGAAAUUAUGAAUGCUGAUGUUGAAGACUCUAUAUCAAAAACUGCAGAUAUUCAAGACGUAUCAACAAUACAAACAAAACUACCAAUAAUUUCAAGACCUGGUACUGGUAAAAGAAAGAAGAUAAAUGAUGACCUAACAGCAGAAGUACUGACUACUGUGCGUGACCAUUUCAAAACACCCCCGGAACAAUUUGAUCGUUAUGAUCUGUUAGGCAAAAGUAUUGCCGUAAAGUUGAGAGGUCUUGAAAAACGGCAAGCCCUCAUGGCGGAGAAAAAGAUAGGUGACAUACUGUUUGAGGCUGAAAUGGGCUGUUUAAACACACAGUCAAUUUAUUAUUCUAAUUCAUCAGCAAGUCAUAGCCCUAAUAUUACCCCAUGUCCCACACCGUCUCCAACAUAUGGGCAAGGUUCAUUUGCACCUAUACAUAAUGACGGAACUGGAUACCCGUUCAAUUCUCAGGAUACAACAUCCUCGUUUUUUUCUCAAUUUAAUUCUAAUUCAUAG
Messenger RNA from Anastrepha obliqua, 906 nucleotides. RefSeq lists its product as uncharacterized. The transcript is spliced from 2 exons. NCBI's taxonomy places the organism in Eukaryota, Metazoa, Arthropoda, Insecta, Diptera, Tephritidae. The record is from RefSeq and is a predicted model, not a curated record. Bases 1 to 906 code for a protein of 301 amino acids.